AUGCUCAAGAUGCUGCCGUUUAAGCUGCUGCUGGUGGCCGUGGUCCUCUGCUUCUUCGAAGGGGACGCCAAGUUCGGCGAGAGCGGCGCCCGCAGGAGAAGGUGCCUCAACGGGACCCCGCCGAGGCGGCUGAAGAAGCGGGACCGGCGGGUGCUGUCCCCGGAGGCUCCGGGCGGCGGGGAGGCGAUGUGCCGAGGCCUCUCCCCCCGCCUCUCCUGCUGCUCCCGCACCGACGGGCAGGGACUGCUGCACGCCGAGGCCAAGAUACUUUCUGUUACCAACAACACAGAAUGUGCGAAGCUACUGGAGGAAAUCAAAUGUGCACACUGCUCACCUCACGCUCAGAAUCUAUUCCACUCACCUGAGAAAGGGGAAACACCUGAGAGAGAACUAACUCUUCCCUACCUGUGCAAAGACUAUUGUAAAGAAUUCUAUUACACUUGCAGAGGUCACAUCCCAGGUUUUCUCCAAACUACAGCUGAUGAGUUUUGCUUUUACUAUGCAAGAAAAGACGGUGGCGUCUGCUUUCCAGAUUUUCCAAGAAAACAAGUGCGAGGGCCAGCGUCUAACUCCCUGGACCACAUGGAAGAGUACGACAAAGAGGAAGAGAUCAGCAGAAAACACAAGCACAACUGCUUCUGUAUUCAGGAGGUUGUAAGUGGACUAAGGCAGCCUGUUGGAGCAGUACAUUGCGGGGACGGAUCCCAGCGCCUCUUUAUUCUUGAGAAAGAAGGAUACGUGAAGAUUUUCACUCCUGAAGGAGACAUACUCAAGGAACCUUUUUUGGAUAUACACAAGCUUGUUCAAAGUGGAAUAAAGGGAGGAGAUGAAAGAGGACUGUUAAGCCUUGCAUUCCAUCCCAAUUACAAGAAAAAUGGAAAGCUGUAUGUGUCUUAUACCACCAACCAAGAACGGUGGGCUAUUGGACCUCAUGACCACAUCCUUAGGGUUGUAGAAUACACAGUAUCCAGGAAAAAUCCACACCAAGUUGAUAUGAGAACAGCAAGAGUCUUUUUAGAAGUAGCAGAACUACACCGAAAACACCUAGGAGGACAGCUUCUGUUUGGCCCAGAUGGUUUCCUGUACAUUUUUCUUGGAGAUGGCAUGAUCACUCUAGAUGACAUGGAGGAGAUGGACGGUUUAAGUGAUUUUACAGGUUCUGUAUUGCGUCUUGACGUAAAUACUGACCUCUGCAAUGUCCCCUAUUCCAUACCACGGAGCAACCCACAUUUUAAUAGCACAAACCAACCUCCUGAGAUUUUUGCACAUGGACUCCACAAUCCAGGCCGGUGUGCUGUGGACCGCCACCCAACAGAUGUAAACAUCAAUUUAACUAUACUUUGCUCAGAUUCCAAUGGAAAGAACAGAUCUUCAGCAAGAAUCUUACAAAUAAUAAAGGGUAAAGACUAUGAAAGUGAGCCUUCACUUUUAGAAUUCAAACCAUUCAGCAGUGGAUCCUUGGUUGGUGGAUUUGUCUACAGAGGCUGCCAGUCUGAAAGACUCUAUGGAAGUUACGUGUUUGGAGACCGCAACGGAAAUUUUUUAACACUGCAACAGAGUCCUGCAACCAAACAGUGGCAAGAGAAACCCCUCUGUCUUGGCAACACUGGUUCAUGUAGAGGUUUCUUUUCAGGCCCUGUCUUGGGAUUUGGUGAAGACGAAUUAGGUGAGAUUUACAUAUUAUCAAGCAGUAAAAGUAUGACACAGCCUCACAGUGGAAAACUCUACAAGAUCAUUGACCCAAAAAGGCCUUUAGUCCCUGAAGAAUGCAAAAGAACAGCCCAGUCUGCACAGGUACUGACGUCCGAAUGCUCAAGGCAUUGUCGGAACGGGCACUGCACUCCCACAGGAAAAUGCUGCUGUAAUCAAGGCUGGGAAGGAGAGUUCUGCAGAGCUGCAAAAUGUGACCCAGCCUGUCGACAUGGAGGUGUCUGUGUAAGGCCUAAUAAAUGCUUAUGUAAAAAAGGCUAUCUCGGCCCCCAGUGCGAACAAGUGGAUAGAAACAUCCGAAGAGUGACAAGGGCAGGUAUUCUUGAUCAGAUCCUAGACAUGACAUCCUAUUUGCUGGAUCUAACCAGCUAUAUUGUAUAGUUUCUGGGACUAUUUGGAAACUACACUUUCAACGGGCAUUUGUUUUGAAUCCUGUCGUUUUUAAAAGACUGUUAUCCUGCAACAAAUACCGGUGAUUUGAUUUACUUUAUUAAUUUAAGUAUAAUAUCCACAAAUGUGCAGAUAAUUUCUUUGUAUGUGUGUAAAUAUUUCCGUACGUCCCCACAGACGUACCGAUACCCAAUAGGUGCACACAUACCCACGCACGCACUAUGGCAAACACAGUUUGACAGCUAGUGGAAUUUUUUUUUAAUAUUUAUUUCUUCAUGAGAAAUAGUUUACAAAGUAAUUCCACUGUAAACCACGUUUUGGUCAAAGGACUUUUGCGAUGUCUUAAUGGAUUCUUUGACAUCCCAGAGAUCUCGUGUCUGUACCUAUCUGAUUAUAGCAAUAAGAGCGCAGCUUUCAAACACGGCUGUACGAACUGCUGGACUUAAUAAAAUCCAGUUGUAACAGUUUCUGAGGUGAGCUGAACUGAACUACAUCAUCAGACAGUAUUUCAGAACUCCUUAAUGCAUUCCUAUCUAGGCAAUUCAUUGUAAGACUGUAACCUUCACCUUCAUCAAUGUAACUCUAUUACAGAAUGUUACGCAUUUCUUUAUCUAGCAUAGAUGCAAAAAUCUGGUUAUCGCAGCUUAAUAUCAAGAUUGUUUCAAGUGUUUAAUAAUUAAAUUAUAUUCGCAUAUUUCAAAACCAGUCAUCCUAGAAGGUCUGCUUUUUAUCAUAUAUUUUAUUUAACGAUGGGCACUGGGUUCAUGUUACAUAUUUAUAUUAUUUUAUUUUAUUUUUAUAAUAUAGACAUCACCUAGAUGAGACAGCUUUACCAUGUCCUGUAAAAUACUAAAGUUACAUUUUUCACCAACUUAAUUGGAAAGCCGGGGAAAGAGAGAGCAAACACACUCUUUAAUGUGUUGUGGAUCUAAUCUAGAAAUGUAUCCUUGUGUCAACUUGUAUUCAUUUACGACGGAUGAAAAAAAAAAAACAAACCACCAACGGCCAACCAAUCAUAAUAAAAUUCCAGCAUAUGUUAAAAGUGUUCAUAAAGUGAUUUUCACUGUAACAGGACGGGCCAGAUUUUACAGGAGUAGACUGCUGCUGAUUUCCCUCUGAACGGAACGUCCCUGGAUGAGAGCUCACACGAGCACGUGUAAGAUGGCACUUGUACAAAACAUAGAACCAUUCUCACCAAAUGCAGUUCUAAAUGUAAAUGUUCCUCCAAGAGCUAACAGAAAACCGAGUCUUUGUAAAUGUCUUAAUAAAUAUGGUGUACAUGCUAUAGUCAGGUUUUCUAAAGUAUUAACAGUCUAAUUAAAUGUAUCUUCAGAACUGGUGCCCUCUUAUCUCCAGCUCUAGGGCGUUAUUGGCAGUUGUGUUGCUCGCUGCUUACCCACUAUCAGAUUGCCUUUGCACUACCUGGCUUUUAUGAGAUCUUGCCUCUGAAAAGAAAGCAGAGUAGCCCCAGGAUGCACGUCCUAUGGUUCUUAUAAGCAGCUGCUCACGCGUCAGUGAUUUACAACACUUCAGGCAAUAAGAUCUGAAAGACUUUAGCCGUAUUACUCUCCAAUUAUCAAUUAUUAGCAAAAUUACCUCUCCAGGGCAGUGACAUGCAACGAAUUUUCCUUUACAGAAAGUUGUCAGUCCUCGUUUAGCAAGUAUUAAAUCCGAAAGUACAGCAUGACUGAUAACUUGCAUUUCUCUGUCUUACGCAUUCCAGCUCAGAGGAAGAGAAAAUUACAUUUGCCUUCCAUAUAUGUUUGCUUGGGUUUCGAGUGACCUCAUGCCAAAUGGAAACUGGUUGAGAAACCUUGGUUAAGUGCUCAGCGAACAAUGGUCUGCAUUAAAAAGUGCAUGCAUAAUUUUGCACAAUGUAGAUCCAACUGACAGUCCAUUGAAAGACGUCUCGGGAUUAAAUGAGCAUGAAGACCAAAUUGCCCUCUCACCCCAGAAAAGGGUGGUCCCUUAUAGUCACACGAACACUUCAUUGGCUAAGCAGUGUGACCAAUCUCAAAAUGAACCCUGCGGUAGCAUCUGUAGGUUAAUAGCAGCUCUUUGUCUCCGCUGCUUUCUGCCUUUAGUCUUUUCCCUGAAUUCCAUCACAAAAAGUUUUACAAUUAAAAAAUGUCCUGACAACCAUUUUUGUAAAUUGACCUUAGCAUCUAAUCUUUCCUUAUUCAACGUGGGUGACAAAAAUGUGAACUUCUCAUGAAUGAGCCAGCUGUCUAAAUCUGUCAAAUGGCGCAGUUUUAUUACACUCUUCAUAAUCGGCAAAGCAAGAAAGUCACUGAAGUAUUUUAGCAACAUUAAAAUAUCUGACAGAGAUAACAACUUUAACACUUUCUUUAAGGAAAUAUAUUUAAAAAUAAACCCAACUUUUAACUCCACUGUGACACAUUAUUUUCAACAACCAGCUGGGGAGUUGUGAUAGUUCUUUUCUCACAGCUUAGUUCCUGGAGACUCAAAAAAUACCACGGAUGGUACUUAAAUUGAACAUCCCCAGUAAUAUAUAUGCCAGAGUCAUGCAGAGCAGGGGUAAAAAUAAUCUUAGAGUUUUGGUCUUAAUAAUAAAGACAAUUUAGUUUACUAGUGAAAUCAGAAAAUAAAACUCCAGUAAAAGCUAAGAAUUAGAUCCAGUCCUCAUUCAAAUCAAUGGCAAAAACUCACAUCAGCUGCACCCAGAAAAUCGCUUUCAAAAGUUAAGAAAAAAAACACUUCAGUUUAUUUUUUUUUAGAAAAAUACUAAUUCCAUCAAAACGAAGAAGUAAUCUAAAUGAACAUUAGAGGGAGAGGGAAGACAGUUUGCGGAAAGUGUUUUGCUUCAUUUUUAAAUCAUCUUUUCUAUUAUAUAAAAGCAAGCAUCUGCAUUAAGCCCACAUGGGUACAUAGGAAGUCCCAGUGGAAAAAAAGCAUUCUCAAAAAAAAAAAAAAAAAAAAAAAGACACACAAAAUCCUAGCUGCUUAUUUAUCAAAAGAAAUUAUACUAUUAAAAAGAGUGAGUAAACCCCAGGCCUAGCCACCCAAGAUGCUAAUAUAAAAAGGGCAACUGCAGUAAUUGCCCUGAGAAUUGGCAUACAAAAAAAAAAAAAAAAAGGUCUGUAGAAAGCCCGUUGCCAGUUAGGUCAUUCUGCAGCCAUUCUCACACAACCUCCGAGAGAGCCCCAGAAUAAAACUGAGCUUAUAAAUGAAACUAGAUAAAUGAGGCAAUUAGAUAAGGGCCUCCAGAAGGGAUUUUAUGUAUGUGUUCAAGUUGUCUCUGUCUCUCUCUCUCCUAAUCUUUUAUUCCAUUCAUUUCUUUCUUUAUUCAGAGAUACUGCCUCUCUGUUCCCAACACAUUGUACAUUUCAAGCAUUCUUUGAGGCUUUCUACUGUUAAAAGAGAACAAACAUACCUGUUGCAAGAAGUGUAACUCCAUUCCUGAAUGUCUGCUAGUUUUCAACGCUCAUUUUAUUAUUUUUGGACAGAAAAUCUUCCUCUUUCUCUUUUUAAAUGCCACUGAUCAGAAAGAAGGCGUAUUGCUGGAAUAUAAGGAGAAACUUUUUUACUCCAUAGAUAAGUAGGGAUACAAAAAGAUGUUAUGUAAAAUCAGCCCCAAAUUGUUUCACAUCAUUUGAGGAAAACAGUAAACUCAUUUUUCUAAUUUGUCCAAUAAGAAAUAUUAACUCAAACUCUCCCCAUCAAGGAAACAAAUUUCUUCCGUUAACAGUCAGGGACGCAGAUGCAAACCCUUUGUACCUUUAAAUCCACACAGGUAAUUCUAUUUCAUGCAAACAAAGUGUAAAUUAGGUAUAAAGAAGAGUAAAAAUCCUAUAUUGCCAACAUGACACCUCUGUUUAUCUCCUUCUUCCAUUCACUUCUCCACAUUUUGGAUUUGCAGCUCCUUCCUUUCUAGAACCACAGCAAAGGUCAGUAAUCCCCAGUUGCUGCAGGUGAUGCUUAUUAUUUUUGAAACUGCUUAAUAGAGGCUUCCCAGCAGGUUGAAGUUUUUAUCUUUCUUUUCAUUCAUUCCACAGAACUUGGUUAUUUUAUAGUGACUUCUAGUACUGUAUCUUAGCUGGACAUUUUCAGUUCAGGAGUACCAGCCCCAAGCAGGCUGAAGCUGGAGGAAGGGAGAAAGCUGUGGGGCACUCUACAGGCACUAUGCUUAUCAGAAAGUCACCCAUUUCAAUCCAAUAAUCAGGUGCCUCAAGUAAAAAGCAGAGUGAUAUUCCUGGGAUGGUGAAAGGGUUUGCUUUUCUCUAAUCUGGGGUUAGAAAUGAGGACCUUUUAAUGUACAAAUAUGCAAAAUGGAGAUUCUGAAAACACUAGAAAAUAAUUUUUUACAGGUGUAAAGUCCCACUAGAGUGAAAAUAAAUAUUCAUAUAUGCAAUUCUACUUGCAUCCAUGAAAUAGGCCUUUAUAAGAUUGGGUAUACAUGGAAAAAACAACUCCAAGGACAUCCCGCUCUGCUUAUUUUUCCUUAAUUAUGUAAAUCCUUUAAAAGACAUUAAUGCAUUUUAGUUUACAAUGCUUUAGUUUAACUGUGUAUCAAUUAGGAAUUAUACCAUUUUGAUCUUCUAUCCAACUUAAAAGGUGAUCUUUGUCGCAGAAAAAAACCAGAAGGGAGUAAUGAAAUAAAUAAAAACUAAUUUUUCCCGUUUAGCUAUUAAAAAAUUGACCAAUAUUUUAUUUUUAUCAUUUUUUAAAAAUUAACUAAGACUCUCGCCAAAAAGGCAAACAAUCCUUUAGAUUUAUUCUAAGCCAAAUUUGCAGAAAACAUGUACCAAAUUAUCUGGGUUCUGGCUACAAAAAAAACUGAUAAAAUAUUUCCAUAAGUAAUUUCAGGGCAAAACAUUGCAGAGCGUUUUGCUAAAACGUUGAUUCAUUACAGCAGAGUAAUUCAGUGAAAUAAGACACGUGUACUUUUUAGGAUAUAGGUGUGAAACAGCAGAAAGCACCUGAAAGCUUAGCACAGGAUUACUUUAAUCUUUGAGGGCCUGACUCGAAGUCCAUUGAUGUCAACCGAAAAUCUCCUAUUGACUUCAUUAGUUAUAGGAUUAAGUCCUUAAAAGAUAUCCACUUAGCUGGCAGAAGAUCUUAACUUCAGACAUCAGUGCACACAUGACCUCUCUGUGUCUGCAUCUGCAGUCAUUAGGCACGCUGAGGUUUUCUGGAAUAAGGCUGCAGAGUCAGCCCUGUGUGAAGCCCUACGGAGCACAUCCCACUUAAAAGACGUACGGAGCGUAUCCAGUCCUCCUGGGUUUCCUUACAGGGAUUGCCAACACUUAACGCAAGGGGGCUAUUCAAUCUGCCAGACUUCUUGGUACUUGGUUUAAAAUGCUGAUCAACUAGCUCUCAUUUUUUCUCUUUCACAUACAUGUUUCAAAUUUUCAAAUAUAUAAGCGUAUGCCUGUAAGCAGGAAAGUAAUUAAAAUCCCAAGUCAGUGGCCCUGUUGUAUGAAAUAGCCACGGUAAGGCAGGGCCCAAAGUUGUGCCCACAGCUGCUCACAAAGAUCCACGGGAGAGUUCCCUCAACUGUUUUGAGCCCAGUAUUGCAAAGGCUGCAUUGAGCGGCGUUGGGCACAUUUUCAAACUUUUCUUUCUGUAUUUAAUAGGGACAGUGUCAUAUUUCAACUAAGACUACAUCCGCUUGCCUUUGUACUCGUUGAUUUCAAUUUCGACUCUGCACACAGAAUUUAUCCUGCUGUAAAAUGCACAACCUCCAAACAAUCUUAGCAAUUAACUGCACAGAUUUACAUUGGGCAGACUGACUAAUCAGAUAGUAUCGCUAACGCCUUAUCUGGGAUAUAGCACUGUACCAGUGGUUCAACUGACACAACAACCUUUUUCCUUCAGUUCAUUUACGAGUUAUUAAUAAUUACUAAUUUGGUCUAUAUAUUAGCAAAGGAUUAUUAUGUUGUCCCAUAACCCAAAGAAAACUCCCACAGGCUGCCACAGGACGUUUUUCUUCACAUUACACCGUACGUUUUGCUUUCAAAGCCAAGCGACACACCUGCUUACCAGAGUGCCCAGUACUAAAAAUAUAUCAUCCUAGUGAUCAUUUCAUGCUAUAGGAACUCACAAAAACAUAAUAUUCUGUGUUACGUACAUUUAAUGUGUGUCUUUACCUAUUGUCUGGUGUACACGCACUGGUUUCCACAAUCAAAAAUGCCAGAACUUAUUGCUAAGAAUGUGCACAAACAGCAAGAUGCAUUAUUGGAGAAAGUUCUAUUUCUACUGAUAAAACCCAACUUUCCAUCUGCUAUAAGUGAUCAAUAGGGUCCAUAUGUAUCAUAUAGUUAAGCUCCUUUUACAAUCUAUGACAUUAUUCCAUUUAUUUUCAUUUUGCAAUAAAAACCAAAGUAAAAAAAAAAAAAUAUUUAAAUGAAAAAUUGCUUAAAUUCCCAGGAAACUUCAGAAAGAAGGCACCAGCUAAAGCAUGUGAAUAUACGUGGUGGCUGUGUUCACAGUAUUCAUCUUGGGUGGAAAGAAGGCAGAGAGAGGUGGCUGCUUUGGAGGGUUUUUUUUUAAAGUAGGAUAAAUUUUGCUGUAGAACAAAAAGGUGAUUUGCAUCACAAGGCAGUAACAAACCAAUCCCAUUUUCUGAAUAUUCCUAGGAGGAGCCGCUGAAAGGAAAAUGUUAUAGGUGGAGUCAAAACUUAGAAUGCAGAGUGAACUUAAUUCAUAUCAAGAUAUACUGAGACCAGAAACCAUCUGGUACUAAGUCCCCAGAUGUAUCUUGUAGUGAUCUCUGUUAAUACCAGAAGCAGUAACCCUACCCUGUGAAUUAUUGAGAAAUACUAUUAGCUGUCCCCCACAAAAUAUCCCGUGGAAUUAAAACUUCAAUUCCCUUUUGAGAGAAAUUAGAUGGUAAUGGGAGCCAAGCAGAAAAGGAAAAGGAAAUAACAAAAUUCUGUCACUUGAGAACAUUAGUGUUGUGAUACUCCUCUGUUCAAUUAGUUUUAUUUUAUAGUAGCUGUCAGGUACUGUAUGUACAUUUGAAAUGUGGAAAAAUAGCUUAGAAAAUAUCAUUCAAACUAUGUUUAAGUAUCUUCUAUAAACUGUAUUAUACUACUAAGCAUAUACAAACACCCAUCUAGCAGAGCACUGGAGCACACAAGUAAUUUUAAGCAUAUGAGUCUCACUGAAGUCAUGUGCUUAACGUUAUUAAUAUAAUUAAGUGCUUUCUUGGUUUGAGACCUUACAAGUCUUUGCAAGUCUACCUACAUAGACUACGUAUGCUGUAUGUGUAUUUCUCUUUAGGGAGACAGCAUGGCUGAAGUUCACAACGAGACAAUUAAUUCAGUUACUGUCUGUCACAAACUCCAUAUAACCUGAAUUAUUUGCAUCUUUGUGCCUCCACUUCCCAUCUGAAAAUUAGUGAAAUCAAUCCUUGUAAAGCGCUUUGAGCUCUUCAAAUGAAAAGUGCUAUAAAAAGUACAAAUUAUUAUUAUAUUAUUGAACACCAUGUAUGUAUACACACUAUUAUGUAAUAUAUAAUAUAUGUAUAAUGCAUAUAAAUUCUAACAAAUGUAUUUGUGUAAUAUCUGAGAAAUGGAACAGUUGUAUCUGGAAGUGAUAAAUGCAUAGAGUUGGAUUUAUUGUUAAUCUGUGGAUUUAAUGAUUUUUUUUAGACAAAAGGAUGUUUAAGUGUAUAAUUGCUUUUCUUAAUUUAAUAUAUUUAUGUAAAUGCAUGCCUGAAGUUCUGGAUAGAUAGUUAUUCUGUGUCCCUUAAGCUAAUAAAAUAUAUUAAACUUUAUCUUGCUAUA
This is a messenger RNA of Calidris pugnax (ruff), 9851 nucleotides long. RefSeq names its product hedgehog interacting protein (gene HHIP). The record is from RefSeq and is a predicted model, not a curated record. Bases 1 to 2091 code for a protein of 696 amino acids. Lineage: Eukaryota; Metazoa; Chordata; Aves; Charadriiformes; Scolopacidae. The transcript is spliced from 13 exons.